Oncorhynchus mykiss (rainbow trout) is the source of this 2312-nucleotide messenger RNA. Its product is annotated as butyrophilin subfamily 2 member A1-like. Gene Ontology annotation, biological process: T cell receptor signaling pathway; regulation of cytokine production. Gene Ontology annotation, cellular component: external side of plasma membrane. Gene Ontology annotation, molecular function: signaling receptor binding. Lineage: Eukaryota; Metazoa; Chordata; Actinopteri; Salmoniformes; Salmonidae. The record is from RefSeq and is a predicted model, not a curated record.
UUCCCAACCAAUCAGAGCACUUGGAAAUACAUAUCUGAACACUGCACUCGCCCACUCAGGUCAGAGCCUUAUCAUCGUCUGAUGGGAGAGGACGCAUGUUUCUGAGGAAUUUUUAUUGUUGAUCGUAGCACUGAACAUUGUGCGUGCAUCGAAAUGAAUAAUGGAGACUGGACCAGACAGUCUGUUUGUGACUCUCCUGUUUCUCCUCCACAGUUCACUCUCUGAGUCAGAGAGGUUUGAGGUUCUUGGUCCAACUGAUCCCAUUGUUGCUGUAGCUGGUGAUGACAUCAUUCUGCCCUGUCACCUCAAACCCAACAUCAGCGCUGAGGACAUGACAGUGGACUGGCUGAACCUGGACUUCAAAGAUGGUCGUGUCUUUCGUUACCAAAACAGAAAAAUCAUACGAGAGGAUCAGAUUCCCUCCUACAAAGAAAGAACUUCACUGUUUCAAGAAGAACUCUGGAGGGGAAACACCUCUUUGAAACUGACCAGGGUACAAGGCACUGAUGAGGGACAUUACAAAUGUUUUAUUAAGGCAAAGAGCUGGUAUGAUGAUUUCACUGUUCAAGUCCUCGUUAAAGCUGUAGGAUCCAAGCCAGUGGUGUCCUUUGAGGGACACAGAGAGGGAGGGAUGGGUCUGCUGUGUGAAACAGAAGGCUGGCACCCUCAGCCUGAGCUGGUGUGGUGGGACAGUAAAGGAGUCCAUCUCUCUGCUGGUCCUCCUGAGAUAGAUAAAGACUUCAAGGGAUUCUACAGAGUCAAACAACAUGUCAUUGUCCAGGAGACUGACACCAACCGCUUUACCUGCAGAGUCCAACAGAGCAGGAUCAAUGAGAAGAUGGAGACAGAGAUUCACCUCCCUAGUGAGUUGUUUCAUCACACUAGCCCAUGGAGAAUGGCCUUCAUUGUGUUAUGCUGUGUGGGAGCCUUCACUGUGAUUGGGUUAUCUCUGGCUAUCUUCUGGAUAAACAGUAAGAAAGUUGACCUCACUGAGAAUGAGGAUGUUAACCUCAGUAGGAUGCUAGAUGUCCUCAGGAAGGAGAAGGUUAACCUCAAGAAACUCUGGGAGCAGAAUGAUGACAUCAAAAAUAAGCUAGAUGAACACAAGGAUAAGUUAGAUGACCUCACUAAGAUGCUAGAUGUCCUCAUGAAGGAGAGGGAUGAAACCGAGGGACUCUGUAACCAGAGUGAGGGAACUCGUUAAGGUGAAGUAGGAUGUGACUCUAGACCAGGGAUACUCAAGUCCUAUUUGAGACGGACCGGUGACACACAUUUCCUAGGUGACAAAGGAUCAGAUGGAGAAUCAGCGUAGUAUCAACCCCCCAACUCACAACCCCACGCAAACUGUUCACACCCCUCUUGUUGGCGACGAGAACAUGUUGCAGUUUUAAAGCUGAUUUCCUGCAAUUCUACACAUUUUGCAUGGGGGCAGAGAUUUCUUUAGCUGUUUUAUAGCUGAUUUCCUGCAAUUCUCCACAUUCCUCCAUGUCUUAUGUGUGUUUAUAUGAUACCAGGGGUCAAAGCCCGACCUAUUAAAAAAAUAAAGAGCACAUUCUGCUCCUUCACUGAGAAACGCUCCAUUCUUCAUCCCUGGUAUUAUUGAUAGUCUCUCAGUGGUCAUCUGUCCUGUAGACGUCACUGACUGACUGUUUUAAAACAAACCAGGCUGGUAUAAACAGUUAGCAAUAGGAGAGAGUUUAUUUAACCUUUAUUUAACUAGGCAAGUCAGUUAAGAACAAAUUCUUAUUUUCAAUGAAGGCCUAGGAACAGUGGGUUAACUGUAUUGUUCAAGGGCAGAACGACAGAUUUUUACAGCUCAGGGAUUCAGCUCAGGGAUUCAAUCUUGCAACCUUCUGGUUACUAGUCCAACACUCUAACCACUAGGCUACCUGCCUCUAACCACUAGGCUACCUGUACAUGAGUCCUCAGAUUUCCUGUCAGUCUUUGUUGUUGUUGUAGACUGGGCCAGUUGAUUGUUUAUUGGAUAGGACAGAGAGGUAAAGGUAGGAAUGUUGAAAGAUAAAUUGGAUGGUUCUGAACGCCUGCUGGUACUGGACUAUCCCAGACCACUGAUUUCUUGUCAAUGUUUGACGAAUCUUUGACGUGUCUUUCACCCGUCCCUUGGACUGUUCUGUCUUGAGGAGAAUGUGCUACAUAUUUUUAUUCUCUGUGUUUUCUAACAGUAUUUGUUAUGUAUCCAUUCUGCUGUGUGCUUCAAUAUUUAGGUAAGAAUUUAGCAGCAACACAAAAUACAUGUGUAUGAAUGUAUCAUUUGAUUAUAACAUUUUCCAAAUAAAGUGUGAUUAAAAGAG